ACUGAGCACAGAUUCAAACUCACCUGACCAGCUGUUAACUUCAACUUAGAAGACAACAAGCUUCACAAUGGACUCCCUCGUGACAGCCAAUACCAAUUUUUGCUUGGAUCUUUUUCAAGAACUAAAUAAAGGUGAUGAACCAGCAAAUAUCUUCGUCUGUCCUCUGAGUAUUUCAGUUGCCUUUGGCAUGAUCAGCCUAGGGGCUAAAGGCUGUACUGCAGAUCAGAUCAAUGAAGUGCUACACUUCAAUGAAGUUUCACAAAACAAAAGCACAGAACCUGAAACUUCUUCGAAAGGAAAAAGUCAAGAAGACCAAGGGGACCAACAAAAGACAUCAGAACCUCCAAAUACACAGAAUACGACAUCCUUGAGUAAUGGGUAUAAAGAUUCUGACUCCUACUUUGGGAACCUGCUCAAGAAGCUGGACAGGAUAAAAUGUGAUUACACCCUGAGUAUAGCCAACAGGCUGUAUGGAGAGCAGGAAUUUCCAAUCUGUCCUGCAUAUUCAGAUAAUGUGAUGGAAUUUUAUCAUACAACCAUUGAAAGUGUGGAUUUUCGAAAAGAUACAGAAAAAUCCAGACAACAAAUUAAUUUCUGGGUUGAAUGUCAAACUCAAGGUAAAAUCAAGGACCUCUUUGACAAAGACAACAUUACUGAUUCCACAGUCCUGGUGCUGGUGAAUGCUGUCUACUAUAAGGCCAAAUGGGAAAAAAGUUUUGACCAUGAAAAAACAGAAGAUUCACCUUUUUGGCUAAACAAGAAUGAACAGAAAAGUGUGAAGAUGAUGAGACAGCAGAAUACAUUUAAAAUUGGUUAUAUUGAAGAAUUAAAGACUCAGAUUCUUGAGAUGAAGUAUAUCAAGGGAAAACUCAGCAUGUUUGUGCUGCUUCCUGAGGACUUCACUGGAAUGGAAGAACUUGAAAAGAAUAUGACUCAUGAAAAAAUAACAGAAUGGACCAGUCCUACUAUUAUGUAUGAUGAAAUGGUAGACAUCUCCUUUCCUCAGUUCACCAUGGAAAGCAACUUGGAUCUCAGUGCUAUUCUCCAAAAAAUGGGGAUCACAGAUGUCUUUGAGGAAGCCAAAUGUGAUCUUACAGGAAUGUCUUCAAGCCCUAAUCUGUAUUUGUCAAAAGCUGUCCACAAGACAUUUCUAGAGGUUAAUGAGGAUGGUACCCAAGCAGCAGCUGCCACAGGAACCGUGGUCGCUACAAGGUCUGUGUCACCUUAUGUGACAUUUAAUGCCAAUCACCCAUUUUUGUUUUUCAUCAGAGAAAACAAAACAAACACCAUCCUUUUCUAUGGCAAAGUCUACUCUCCUUGAGAAUGGAUCUAUUUUCCUCUGCUUCAUGGGAUAGCAAGAAAACGGUAUAACAUGCGUAUUAGGGACCAGUAUUAGAAUUUGUCAGUAAUUUGUCCAAUCCCAUCAGCUCUAACUCCCAGCUAUUAACCAACGUCACUUCCGGUUUCUCUUCUGGGGGUUCAUGAAACACGAUAGCCAAUAAAUUUCUUUCUUUCUUGACAGUUCACCUGCCAGCUCCUAGGUCCACUUAUCUUCAUUGACUUCCCCACUCCAAGAUUUCCACAUUAACAAAGUUCAGAAAAAUGUUUAUUUUCUUUCUUAUUUUGUUUUUCUGUGUAACUAAUGAAACAAGUGAAUGUACUCAGAAAAGGAACAGGUUCUAUUAGAUAACAAUUUAAGAAAAACAGAAGUCUUGGAAUUAUAGUUAAAUGAAAAAUGCUUUUCAUAAGUCACUGUGUCAGACACUAUGCCAAUUCCAUUCAAUAUACAUUUAAGUGUCUACUACAGAAAGUACUGCAGUCCAGACAAACCCUAAAGUGCGAAAAACAAAACUAGAUACAUCUAGAUUAACACUUACUAAAAGUUGAAAAUCAGAUUAGAUUUAUCCUUUCCUUAGUGAACAGGAAUAUGCUAAAUAUGCAUUCCUUUCAGAGACAAGGAAGAUGACAUUUCUCAGAAUCUGAGUCAUAGAAAAAUCAUGUUUUGUCCACUAUAAAUGCUGAGAAAUAAAACUCACAUUUAUAGGGAGAGGGAUUAGUUAACCUUUCUGAUGUCUUCCUUGUUAACAUAUCAUCUGUACUGAUUUUAAAAUGUUCCUUUAAACAAAGAUGGUUUGCUAAUUAAAAUGUCCAAAUCAUGUUGCCAAGUAAUAAAAAAAAAUUGUUUUUUAUUGAGCAAAACAAGAAAGAUGUGAAGUAUAAUCCACAUAAGCUUUGACUAUGUUAUUUAAAUGGUUAAUGUAGAAAGGAAUGAAAUAAACAUUUAUUAAAUGUC
Molecule: messenger RNA, 2293 nt
Organism: Sarcophilus harrisii (Tasmanian devil)
Lineage: Eukaryota; Metazoa; Chordata; Mammalia; Dasyuromorphia; Dasyuridae
Gene: SERPINB12
Product: serpin family B member 12
Exons: 8
Coding region: 68-1321 (417 amino acids)
Biological process (GO): negative regulation of endopeptidase activity
Molecular function (GO): serine-type endopeptidase inhibitor activity
Source: RefSeq, a predicted model, not a curated record